Messenger RNA from Zasmidium cellare ATCC 36951, 2784 nucleotides. Its product is annotated as glycoside hydrolase family 2 protein. The record is from RefSeq and is a predicted model, not a curated record. The coding region runs from base 1 to 2784 and encodes 927 amino acids. The transcript is spliced from 2 exons. Lineage: Eukaryota; Fungi; Ascomycota; Dothideomycetes; Mycosphaerellales; Mycosphaerellaceae. Gene Ontology annotation, molecular function: beta-mannosidase activity. Gene Ontology annotation, biological process: glycoprotein catabolic process; carbohydrate metabolic process.
AUGCGAGUCUUGUCCAAGGCAUUCUUACUGUCAUGUCUUACUUCUCUCGUAUCUUCUCAAAACAUUGUCAGUCUCGUAGGUAGCGAUUGGACCCUUUCGAACGACGCCCUCAACAUCUCAGUCCCCGCCGAACUACCCAGCUAUGCGCAGCUUGAUCUGUACGCCGACCAGGUCAUUGGGGAUCCUCUGUAUGGCAGGAACAACUUCAACCUCCGCUGGAUCGUCUGGUCGAAUUGGACCUACACUUCAGCGCCGAUCCAAGGUCUGUCCUCGAACGCCAGCAGCACUUGGUUACUCUUCAACGGCCUAGACACAUUUACGUCCAUCUCGUUCUGCGGCGAACAUGUAGCAUCCACCAACAAUCAAUUUCGGCAGUACUGGUUCGACGUUUCAGACAUUCUGCGAUCAUGCGGUUCACAGGACAAGAUAUUGAGCAUCAACUUUGGCUCUGCAGCCAACAUUGCCAACGAUAUUGCGAAUGAGCCAGGGCAAGAGACGUGGCCUGAUGGAGUCAACCAAUUGUACCAAUUCGUCAACCGCAACUUUGUACGAAAAGAGCAGAGUGAUUUUGGUUGGGACUGGGGCCCUGCUUUCGUCCCCGCUGGUCCAUGGCAGCCAGCUUGGGUGGUGCAAUUGGGACAAAACGAAGUGCAGGUCCGCAACAGUCUUGUGGACAUCUACAGACAAGGUCAACUCAACAAUCUACCUGCGCCUCAAGGCCAACCUUGGGUUGUGAACGCAAGCUUGGAUUACUUUGGCAGCCUUCCUCAAGGAGCAUCGCUGACUUACAAGCUCACAAGCCGAGACAACGAAACGACGGUCUCUACCGGUUCGCUGGGCGAUGUGAACACUACGGCGUCGACUGUGACAGGCUCCACGACGCUACCUUCGGAUGCGGUGGAACUUUGGUGGCCCGUAGGGAUGGGAGAUCAGAAUCUUUACUACAUGACCGUCGACCUGGUUUCUGCUGCGAACCAGACAUUGGCCACGGUGACCAAAAGAGUUGGAUUCCGUACAAUCAUUCUCAAUGGCAACCCUGUCUCAGAUGAGGAACUGGCAUUAGGGAUUGCUCCCGGAAAUAACUGGCAUUUUGAAGUCAAUGGUCAGCCUUUCUUCGCUAAGGGCUCAAACUUCAUCCCACCAGAUGCGUUCUGGACCAGAGUCACCCCUAAGAGGAUCAGUGAUCUCUUUGAUACGGCGAUUGCUGGCAAUCAAAAUAUGUUGCGCGUGUGGAGCUCUGGCGCGUAUGCACCGGAUUUCAUGUACGACCUUGCGGACGAGAAAGGCUUGCUCUUGUGGAGCGAGUUCGAGUUUGGGUGUUCCUUGUACCCGGUCUACCAAGAGUUCCUCGAUAACGUUCGCGAAGAGGCUGGAUAUCAAGUGAGGCGAGUCAAUCAUCAUCCCAGCUUGACACUGUGGGCUGGAGGAAACGAAAUGGAGAAUUUGGAGCUCGCAACCGCGAAUGAGACCGCACCUGAGGAGUUUCCACGUCUCCAGGCAGAAUACGAAACGCUCUUCCUGGGAGUCCUCUUGCCAGCUGUAUACGGCAACAGCAGGUCAAUCUCAUAUCAACCAUCCAGCACUUCCAAUGGCUGGCUGUAUCUCAACCACUCGGCGCCAAUGCCAAUGAUUCAGCGAUACAACAACAAGACUGAAGGUGCAGUCUAUGGAGAGUCGGAUUACUACAACUACAACCCAUCGUUCCUCGGCAACACAUCGUCUUACCCAGUGGCGCGCUUCUCCAACGAAUUCGGCUUCCACUCCAUGCCAUCGUUGCAGUCCUGGCGCCAACAGAUCGCCGAAAGAGACCUCCAGUUCAACUCCACAACCAUCCUCCUCCGCAACCAGCACAACCCACCAGGAAACCUCAACAUCACCAACCUCGCCAACUCCUCCACCGGACAGUACCAAAUGACCGAAGCCAUCAUGCAAUGGCUCCCAAUCCCCAACAAAACCGACUCCGUAGCCAACUUCUCCGCCUGGUGCCACGCCACGCAAAUCUUCCAAGCCCAAUUCUACACCUCCCAAAUCGAAUUCUACCGCCGCGGAGCCGGCCUCCCCAACCGCAACCUCGGCAGCCUCUACUGGCAACUCGAAGACAUCUGGGUCGCACCCACCUGGGCCGGAGUCGAAUACGACGGCCGCUGGAAAAUGCUCCACUACGCCGCCAAAGACCGCUACGAACCCAUCAUCAUCGCCCCGUACUACAACCGCACCACCGGCAACCUCACCGCGUGGGUCUCCAGCGAUUUGUGGACGUCCGCCCAAGGCACAGCGACCUUCACCUGGCUGGACUGGGCCGGCAAUGAACUCACCCUCCCAAACACGACGAAGUCUGUAGAUUUCACCGUCGGCGGCCUCAACAGCACCCAAGUCCUCCAAACCUUCACCACCUCCCUCCCAGACCCCAACAACACCAUCCUCAAACUCUCCGUCUCCGCGCAAGGCUCCCUGCCCAACUCCAACCAAACCCAAACGUUCAAACACUCGAAUUGGUUCACGCCUACUGGACUCAACACGGCGAAACUCGGAGAUCCGGGGUUAGAACUGAGUUAUUCGGAGGUUUCGAGGAAUUUCACGGUGACGGCGACGCAGGGUGUGGCGGCGUAUGUGUGGUUGGAUUAUCCGAGCGGGGCGGUGGCGCAUUUUGAUGAUAAUGGGUUUUGGUUGGGGAGGGGGGAGAGGAGGGAGGUUGGGUACACGGUGGUGAGUGAUGCGACGAGUGGGAGGUGGGUUGAGGGGGUGACGGUGCAGUCGAUUUGGAAUCAGACGUUGGCGAUGUAG